Molecule: messenger RNA, 861 nt
Organism: Brenthis ino (lesser marbled fritillary)
Lineage: Eukaryota; Metazoa; Arthropoda; Insecta; Lepidoptera; Nymphalidae
Source: the annotation of a GenBank genome assembly
AUGUCAUUUAACAGAAACGAUGACCAAGAUGAGGUAAUGGAAGUUACUGAGAAACAAGUUGAAAUUGAUAAUAACUUUAUGUCACCACCUCCAAGUAAGACCGAGAACAAUGUACAGACCAAAUCAGCCAAUCCUACUUUUACACCAUUUCAACAUUCUUCAGAGAAUAUACCUUCAACACCACAAAGUGUGACACAAUCUCAUUUAUCGGGAGAAGUGACACUUACUCCUACUCAUAGAUCAUUUACACCCCAAGCUCAGUCAUCAAAUCCUCACAGUUCCAUGAGUGCAAUUACACCAAUGGCCAGUGCAGUUAAUCAAGCAAAAAGCAGUAUUAAGUUUCAAAAUUGUGUUUCUACUGUCAGUUUGGGUUGUGAAUUAAAGUUACUAGACAUUUAUUGCCGAACAAGAUAUUCUGAAUAUAAUCCUGCAAGAUUUCAUGGAGUGGUAAUGAAAAUUCUAGAGCCAAGAGCAACAGCGCUAGUUUUUAGGUCUGGUAAAAUAGUAUGCACAGGUGCAAGGAAUGAACACGAUUCUUAUAUUGCGGCAAGAAAGUUUGCGAGGAUUAUUCAAAAACUAGGUUUUCCUGCUAAGUUUUUAAAUUUUAAAGUACAAAACUUUAUUGCAACAGCAGAUUUAAGAUUUCCAGUAAGACUUGAAGCUCUGCAACAAGCACAUGGUCAAUUCACAUCAUAUGAGCCAGAAUUGUUUCCAGGUUUAGUGUACCGAAUGAUACGACCAAGAGUUGUUCUCCUUAUAUUUGUUAAUGGAAAAAUAGUAAUUACAGGUGGUAAAACUAAGAAUGAAGUUUUUGAAGCAGUAGAUAUAUUACAUCCAAUUCUAAGAAGCUUCAAGAAGAAU